Molecule: messenger RNA, 576 nt
Organism: Acaulospora morrowiae
Lineage: Eukaryota; Fungi; Glomeromycota; Glomeromycetes; Diversisporales; Acaulosporaceae
Source: the annotation of a GenBank genome assembly
CGAGACGAAAAUGGGGAACUUAUGGACGCGACAACAAAUGAUUACUUUCUAGGACUCAGGGAGAAAAGACGUUGGCUUGGUUUGGCAAGGUUCUUUACUGAACUGUUCAAGCGUAAUGUGGUCACCGAGCCAAUGAUGCAUAGGUGCAUCAAGCAUUGUUUGAACAAGACUCAACAUCCACAUCCUGACCAGAUGGAAUUGUUGUGCGAAAUAUUGAAAACUGCUGGCAAAUUUAUGGACCAUGAAAAAGCUAAAGCUCACAUGGACACGUAUUUUGAGAGGAUACUUUUCUUUGCACAGCAUACUCAAUUGAAUAGAAACUUACGCUCUAAACUGAUGGAUAUCGUUGAGUUAAGGGAAAAUAAUUGGAUUCUUAUUGGCAAACAACCAGAGCAUAAUGAACUUGAAAGAAUAACCGUUGAGGGUACCAAACAUCCACAUUCGCAAAAUCAAGAAGCCAAUGUAUAUUACAUUUUCGACGUCGAUUACAAGACCUUUAAGAAAAUCUUGUGUUAUCUAUAUACUGGCAGGAUUGAUACAAAAUUAGAUACCGAAGUUUUAAAGGGCUAUAUCUAA